CUCUCUCUCUCUCUCUCUCUCUCUCUCUCCAUUGGAGCCCAUUCCCAUGCUCUUCUUCAAUUUCUAUCGGAGCAAAACAAUUGUCGGAGACACAACCCCGAACCCCCUAUUACCCUCUUCGUCUUCUCUCUUCCUCCAUUUCUCUCUCCACCAUCCCAAUCUUCAUCAACAGUGGCAACGACGACCGAAUGAAUGGAGCCACUGCAAAAUGAAGAAUCUAAAAGAAGAAUCUGGUAUAUUUGACCUAUCAUGGUAUAUUUCCAGCAAGAGAGCAAACCAGAAAUUGGAGGUAGAUCCAUCCAUGGAGAAUGAAGAGGCUCUUGGCACAGAUGGAAUGGAUGGUUUUUUGUCCAAUCUAGCUAAUGCAAUUCUUGGAAUUGAUGAGGCUAUGAGCUUUGCGGAGAUGCUCAAAUGGAUGGUGACCUACGUCAAAUUGUUCAAUUUCUUGAAGAAAGAAAUGCUAAUGUUGUCAUCCGUGAUGAGCAUGACCUUAAUGUCAUCCGGGUUUGAGAGAUGCACAUCUUUUGAUCGUACAAGUGUCUUCCUUCCCAACGAUGAGCUAGAUUCUACUACAAACAUUGUUUAUCCUGAAAUUUGUUAUAGUGUUACUUAUGGAUCAAAUCACUUUUGUCAAAAGGAUUGGGUUAAAAAACAUAUGGACCUCAAAAAGAUAAAUACAAUUAGAUUGCGUUGAUGGGGAUGUAGCAAGGUAAUUUCAAUUUAAAAGUGUUUUGAUAUUUAUAUAGAUUUUCUUCUACUAAUAAACUAACUUUUUUAUUUUCAUAAAUUACUAAAUUGUCGUGCAUGCUUCUCAUUGGAGAUAUAUAGAAGGUGAAACAAAUACUUUUUGAAAAGUGAUGAGGCGCACUUAGGAAUUCUAAGAAAGAACAAGUUUGAAGAUCAUGUUUAUUUUUGUAAAAAGCGUACAUAUGCUAGCUACGAUCUAGAUUUUGUAAAGUUUCAUAUCGAUGUAAAUUUUAGUUUUGUAAAGCCUUUCAUCUAUGUGCAAUUUAUAACUAAGUUUAGAUGUAUGUUAUAUAAUAUUCAUUUGAAUUAUUCACUUGAUGUUAUAGUCUUUUUUUCUUUUUUCUUUUUUCUUCCUAAUAUGCUCUUGAAUUAGGUUAAAGAAAACUUCAUGUUUUUUUUCGAUUGAAUUUGAUUUUUAUCAGGAAGGGUGUUGC
Molecule: messenger RNA, 1181 nt
Organism: Camellia sinensis
Lineage: Eukaryota; Viridiplantae; Streptophyta; Magnoliopsida; Ericales; Theaceae
Source: RefSeq, a predicted model, not a curated record